AUGGCCUCAUCAGCUGCCAUUACCAUGGCGCCUCGCAUCCUAUCACCUGCUGUCCUUCUGGUUUUUAUUCUCUCGUUGUUCCACCAUGUUCAUGCGCUCGCUUCCACUGAUACUAUUACCUGGGGAGGGGACAACUCUAGAACUGGAUAUCAAACUAAUCAUAAUAUGGAUCCAUCGAUCGUGGGAGGCUCUCAAUUUGGCCAACUUUUUAAAACGCAUCUCCCCGGCUUGUACAACGGCGCGGCUGAACAGAUAUUUUCUCAGCCCUUAGUUUACACUCCUUCUGAUGGUAUACAGUAUGUCUAUGUGGCGACUACCCAGAAUAAUCUUUACAAGUUGGAUGCAAAGACGGGCGAUAUCGUUGCUCAUAGAAGCCUGCAUAUCCCAUUCUUGACCGCCGAUCUGGAUGGCUGUGUUGACAUCAACCCUCUAAUUGGAGUCACCGCAACUGGUCUCAUUGAUCCAGAGACCGAAACGCUAUAUCUCACGGCAAAAACUUAUGUGGAUCAAGCAGGUGGAAAUGGGCCCCAAGGAAGGCCAAAUGGACGCUACUACUUCCACGCCAUCGAUGUCAACGAUCUCAGUGAACGACCAAACUUUCCGGUCGACCUCGAAGGCACUGUGGCCAGAAAUAAUCCAAUUCGUAGCUUUAAUGGCGGUAUACAUCACCAACGCCCAGGUCUACUUCAUACCGGGCAAUAUAUCUACGCAGGCUUCGCCUCUCACUGUGUCCAAUACAACUUUACUGGAUGGAUUAUGGGCUGGGACAAAACGACAGGAGCCGUUGUAGAGAGAUACGCAACAGAAGGUGCAGGUGUUCCAAAUACCACUCCUGGAGCCGGGGUUUGGAUGUCUGGUGGAGGUUUGGCUUCAGAUGAUGCUGGUUCCCUGUUCUUUGCAUCCGGAAAUGGAUACGCUUCCCAGCUCGAUGGUAUCCCAGUAAAUGGUCGCAACCCACCUACAUCUUUGGAGGAGGCAGCUGUACAUAUGACGAUUAAUGGUGAUGGUAGCCUAACCGUUGUUGAUUUCUUCAUGCCGUGGGAGAAAACCCAAUUGGAUGGUGCGGAUAGGGAUCUUGGUACCAGCCCGCUUCAACUACUGCCAAACGAAUUUUCUUGCGGCGACAUCAAGCGCAUCGGCGUUGUUACGGGGAAGAGCGGCAAGACUUAUUGGCUGAAUCUGGACGAUCUGGGAGGGUACCAGAAUGGACCAAAUAAGCUUGACGAUGUGAUUCAGGUUUACCAAAACGAGAAUUCUGUUUACGCGGGAGCUGGUGUGUAUCCAUUGGAGGGUGGAUACAUUUACAUCAAUGUCAUCCAAUAUCCCUCACACGUCUUCAAGUUUUCCUGUAAUGCUGGAGUUCCUUCAUUUACCAAGGUUGCCGACAGCCCGACCAGCAACGCCUACGUUCUCGGAGUGGGCCAUGGAACUGUUACGUCCCUCAAUGGUCAGCCUGGGACUGGUCUUGUUUGGACGAGCGAUGUCAAUGGAUACAACCUCCGAAUUUACAACGCUAUUCCCGAGAAUGGAUUGAUGACUAUGAUCAAAGCGUUCAACGUCCCUGGAACAACUAAAUUCACACGUCCAGUUUUCGGCGAUGGACGCGUGUACAUGGGCACAACUCAAGGAUACAUCUAUGGAUUCGGGUCUCCUGUCAACCUUCCGCUUAAUUGCUCUUCUCCACACGACUUUGGAGUUUCAGACCUCACAGUUGCGACGGAACCAAAGGCAGUUACGUGUGUGGCAAAUGUUGCUGUGAAGAUUUCCAAUAUUACCUUAACCGGAGACAAGAAUUUCCAUAUUACGGAUUUGCCUGCAAUUCCUGUCACUGUACCCGCCGGCCAAGCCCUCAGUUUUGAAGCUGUUUUUGUUCCGAAAGCAGUUGGGCCGUUGUCAUCCGAUAUCGUUGUUACUACUGAGAACUCUGUCGAUGAUUAUAGCACAGUUACCCCUAUUAGCUUGCGUGGCAAUGGUCAGAGUGUUAGUCCUUUGCUUGCGAUAAGUCCUGUUACUUUGGCCUUCCAGGGGGUGAUCACCGGAGCCCAACUCGGUGGUGUCAACCAAUCUGUGAUUUUCAUCAACAAGGGCAACUCCGAUCUGACGAUUUCCGACAUUCAGUACUCCCUUCAAAGCGAGACUGGGCCUUUUGUCCCUGCCAACACCACUGCUUCGGGGCCCAAAGCAGGCGCCUUCACUUUCAUUGGGCUUCCUUCAACCAUACUCGGAAACUCUGAGGCCACCAUCACGGUAAAUUUUGAUACUCCUGUCAGCGGCAACUUCGCAGCCUACCUCAAAGUCACCUCGGAUGGCGGUACUAAGGUCUUCGACGUCGUUGGUACAUCUGGCUCAGCCCCAACCGCUCUUGUCGAAUUCCAAACUCCAGACGGUGCAGACUGGGUCCAAUACAAGGAGGGCAGAAACUUUACAUUUGGCAACGUGACAGAAAACACUACGCGCUCUUUGAAGAUCCGCUUGACCAACAAUGCGACAACUGAUAGCGCUAGGCUUUCCCUUACGGUAUCGAAACCACCAUUUGGCGUCCCUGGUAUUAUUGGGGCCAACAAUCAAGUCGAUCUUGCGGAAGGCACUACUCUCGCACCCGGAGAAAAUGCGACUGCAACUCUCUAUUGCUCAGUACCCAAGCAGCAGUGGAAUAUCGAACCCUACUCAGGAACCGCUCAAUGGACUAUGAACUUGAAUGACCCCAACUUUGGAAAACAAUAUAUCCAAUUCGACUGCACUGGAAUUUCAGAACAAGCCCCGCCUUUGCAACCAAACGGACUGGGUUAUUACCAGUACACUGGCUGUUUCAAGGAGAACAACCCUGGGCGGCAAUUGAAGUCUCAAUUGUACAGCAGCCCCAAUAACACCGGCGCUAUGUGUAUUGCGGCAUGCGCUAAAGCAGGUUAUAUUUUCUGUGGCACCCAGUACAACCGCGAGUGCUGGGGAGGACCAACGAUUCCUGUCCAGAAGGUCGGCGAGGAACAAUGUAGCUACCCUUGUUCUGGCGAUAUCAACCAGAUAUGUGGCGGCAAUGGCGUGGGAGAUGGAGCUGGUGGAAGUUAUAUCUCCUUAUUUUCUGAUGUGAGGGGGUUUGAUGGCAAUUCAAGCACCGGACCUCCAGGCGCCCCCUCUGUUAACCCUGGCGUUGGUGGCUACACAAGUCUGGGCUGCUAUAAGGAGCCUACGACUGGUCGGGCUUUGGCACACCAGUUCACUCCAAGUUCGGCCACAGUCGCAAGCUGUGUUUCUCAGUGUUCUGCUAAAAGCUACAAGUAUGCUGGAUUAGAAUACGGUGGAGAGUGCUGGUGUGGUGAUGCUUUAAAUCCUGCCGCGGCCUCCGCUCCUUCUACCGAUUGUAGCAUGACUUGCAAAGAUAAUGCAACUGAAUACUGCGGUGCCGGGCAAAGACUCAACGUAUACCAGCGUGGCAACGGCACGGUUACCCCACCAGUCACUACAUCGGAUGCUUCUGUUCCAGGUACAACGACAGCUGGUGCUACUGUAACACCCACACCAACUGGUGGGCCACAGAUCAAAGAGGUGAUUGGCAACUGGCAAUUUAAAGGAUGUUGGACUGAAGCUACUACUGGCCGUGCCUUGUCAAGCAAAACUUAUGCGGAUGAUGCCAUGACCUUGGAAUCAUGCGCCGCAUUCUGCAGUGGGUUUACUAUGUUUGGGGUUGAGUAUGGGCGAGAAUGCUAUUGUGGUAAUUCCCUUGGAGCAGGAAGUGCCAAGUCCGCGGACCAAUCCGACUGUAACUUCCUCUGUCCAGGAGACAAGACUGAAUAUUGCGGAGCUGGUAGCCGACUCGAGCUAUACAGCUUAGCUGCAGCCUCUAGCUCAACCACAACCACGCAUACAGGCUCCUCGAGCACUUCUACUUCGCUAUUAUCUAGCACCUCCUCAACAGGGGCAUCUAAUCCCGACGAUAGCAACAACCCUAGUACAUCCGCGCCUCUUAGCUCGACAACAGCACCUUCAAACUCAUCCACCACUUCGACAACUAGUUCUGCAUCUUCUAGCUCUUCAAAACCUACCACAACACCUUCCACUACCUCCACCUCAACCUCUUCCUCGACCAGUUCUGCAACGCCAACUGGCCCCACCAUUGUUCCAUCCGCGGAUUCUUAUAGCUACCUUGGAUGCUAUACAGAAGCGACCAACACCCGCGCGCUUUCAUCUGCCUUCUAUCCUUCUGACAAUAACACCAUCACCAUGUGCGCAAAGUCAUGUUCUGCAUACACCUACUUCGGCACAGAGUAUGGACGUGAGUGCUGGUGUGGAGACAAACUUGGACUUGGGUCUGAAAUUGUGGAGGACAGUGAGUGUAAGAUGCUGUGUGCGGGUGAUAAAAAUGCAUAUUGUGGAGCAGGAAACCGCUUGAGCGUCUACAUCAAAAAGGAGACGGAUGGUUGA
Messenger RNA from Venustampulla echinocandica, 4419 nucleotides. RefSeq lists its product as uncharacterized. Gene Ontology annotation, molecular function: protein binding. Lineage: Eukaryota; Fungi; Ascomycota; Leotiomycetes; Helotiales; Pleuroascaceae. The coding region runs from base 1 to 4419 and encodes 1472 amino acids. The record is from RefSeq and is a predicted model, not a curated record. The transcript is spliced from 6 exons.